Arabis nemorensis is the source of this 558-nucleotide messenger RNA. Lineage: Eukaryota; Viridiplantae; Streptophyta; Magnoliopsida; Brassicales; Brassicaceae. The record is from the annotation of a GenBank genome assembly.
AUGGCAUUUCCAGGCUCUCAUUCACAUCAGUACUAUCUACAAAGAGGAGCCUUCACAAAUCUCACACCUUCUCAGGUCGCGAGUGGGCUUCACGCGCCGCCGCCUCCUCCGGGGAUGAGGCCAAUGUCGAACCCUAACAUUCAUCAUCCUCAGGCUAACAAUCCAGGACCACCAUUCUCCAUGUCUGAACACAGACACUCUGAUUUCGGACACAGCAUUCACAUGGGGAUGGCUUCCUCUGCUUCGGCGGUGCAGCCGCAGCCUCUGCAACCGCCUCCUCCUCCGAUGGAGCCACCGAUGGUUAAGAAGAAACGUGGAAGGCCGAGGAAGUAUGCACCUGAUGGUCAAGUCUCUUUAGGGCUUUCUCCUAUGCCUACUACUUCUGCUAGUAAUAAGCCUAAGGACUCUUCUUCAUUGUCUGAUCCAAAUGCGCCUAAACGAGCCAGAGGUCGACCUCCUGGAACUGGAAGAAAGCAACGGUUGGCUAAUCUUGGUGAGAUCUCGAGUUUUUAUAUGUUGUUGCAUUGUGAAGAACAUGAGCUUGGAUCUUAUAAUUAG